AUGCCAGGGAAAUGUAAAUUUAACGAAAACUGGACGACAAAUGUGGCAUAUAAAGACUGGAUAAUGCAAGAUGUUAGUCAACAUCAAGCUCAAUGCCCUGUUUGCCAAAAAUCAUUUGACAUAUCGAAUAUGGGAGAAGCAGCAUUGAAAAGUCAUAUGAAGGGAUCAAAACAUGUGGAACUCAUGCAGAAAAUAACUAAACUAUGCCUAUUACUAAUUUUAUAAAUGUUUAAGAUUAUGGAGAAGCAUCGUCAUCUAAGAAUACCAAUGACUUGAACACAAACACAGCAACCCCCAAAUCGUCUGCAUCAGUGAAGGAUAUGUUAGUCUUGUCAUACUUGUCCAAAGAGGAAACAUUAAUAGCUGAAAUUGUUUGGAUGCUGUACACCAUUGAGUGUCAUCAUUCAUUUCACUCAAAUGAAGGUGUUGCCAAAAUAUUUCAGGUAAUGUUUCCUGACAGUGAAACUGUAAAGAAGUUUACAUGUGGGGAGAAAAAAUCUGCUUAUAUUUGUUCAUUUGGACUAGCCCCCUACUUUGAAAGUAUUUUAAAGGACAAAAUUGAGAAGCAAGAAUCGUUUGUGCUCUUUUUUGAUGAGUCCAUGAAUAUUGCUAUGAAGAACAAACAACUAGAUGUGUGUGUUCGGUUUUGGGACGAGAUACUGGACUCAAAGUUUUUGGGUCAUGGCACAUCAGAAGAAGAGCGGGGACUCUGA
Molecule: messenger RNA, 713 nt
Organism: Paramuricea clavata
Lineage: Eukaryota; Metazoa; Cnidaria; Anthozoa; Malacalcyonacea; Plexauridae
Source: the annotation of a GenBank genome assembly